Peniophora sp. CBMAI 1063 is the source of this 780-nucleotide messenger RNA. NCBI's taxonomy places the organism in Eukaryota, Fungi, Basidiomycota, Agaricomycetes, Russulales, Peniophoraceae. The record is from the annotation of a GenBank genome assembly.
AUGCUACGCCUACCCAAUCUCAACCCGCCACCUGCGGCGACGGACCCACACCGCCAACAUUCCUCCCGCUCGAUCAAGAGGGGUGAUUCACGUCGUCCAUCCAGGAUCAUCGAAGGCUGCAGGCAGUACUUUCUCACCGAGGACGACCCCUUGGACACAGUCUUCGAGACGCCGCAGAAGGACAUUCAAUAUGUCGUGUACACCAAAGGCGACCCUGAUGCUACAAUCCGGACUGCCAAGACGCGUGUGGGGUACUGGGACCCUCAGAACGAUAUAUGGGAGCAUGUUAUCGGCGACAUCGAGUGGGGAGGGCUCGCACGUGGAGACUACGUGAAAUCCGCGAUGUUUGAGCGAGGGAAUGGAUACAAGAUCAAGGCAGAGGACCUGCUCUUCGAGCACCCGGAGCUUAGCGAACGCGUUGCCACGUAUACUCCCGGGACACGCUUCUUCACCGUCGGUGGCGAAGACUUCAUGUGGAGAGUGGAGGGGAAGGGUCUUAAGCUCAUCCGCCUCUCAACCGCAGAGCUCUAUGCUGAGUACUUUCCCGGACGUCGUUCUGGGAAGACGCAUUUGCAGGGUUCGCACGCCGGCUGGGCCCAGUUCCGCAUCUAUGAUGCAUGCGCUAUCGACGACUUCAUCGUUCUGCUCACGUUCGUGGUCGCGGAGAAACUCCACCGCGAGGCCGUCAUUGCAGCGGAACGGGCCAAGCGGCGCGAGAAAGCAAAGCUCGCAAAUGUCUUGGACGCUGUUGGGGGAGGUGGUGAUGGUGGAGGAGCCUGA